Messenger RNA from Lecanosticta acicola, 2214 nucleotides. NCBI's taxonomy places the organism in Eukaryota, Fungi, Ascomycota, Dothideomycetes, Mycosphaerellales, Mycosphaerellaceae. The record is from the annotation of a GenBank genome assembly.
AUGGCCGGAAACUCGCAUCUCGCACACACGCCGCUUCGGGCGAUCUCGGACAAUCUCUAUAGUGCCGCAACCGGUUUGCGCUCUAAGGACGGUGUUGCCCUUGGCGUUCUCGACCUCACGCCUGACAUUGCAUGGCGGAACUUCAUCGACAUACUUUGUCGCGCAAGCCCAAGACUUGGAAGAGCUGUGCUUACAAUUGGUCCUUUUGCAGUCCUCGCAUACGGCUUGUAUCACCACGUCUGGCAAGGCUUUCGUCUCCACACUCUUCUCGACAAAUUCACUGCACACUUCCAUGGCAGAAUCACGAUUCCUGGUGACCAUGCGCUCCACGGGUCUCUGCUCUCGUGGAUGGCCAAGAAUGGCGUGGAAACCGACACUCGAUCGCUUACAGUUCACAGCAUUUCGAACCAACGAGUCCACGCACGUGGCUCUAACAGUAUAUAUGAAGAGCCCGUCCAACGCCAAGAGCUGUCCUAUGUUCCCUCCGUCGGUUCGAAUGUCUUCUACUGGAACGGCUACAAACUGAGAAUACUUCGUGAAGCUGACCAGACUGAACAAUUAGUCGAUUCCACGGGUCAAGCAAUGAGAGGCCACACAAAGGUCCGCGAAUCGGACAUCACUAUCUCCACAUACUCUCUCUUCGGCGGCGACAUCGAGAUCAUCAAGGCAUUUCUCGAUCACGUGGACAAGACGGCCGAACCUGCAGACGAAGUCUUCACUCGCAUCCAUCGAAUCUCAAAGUACAUGCGCGAUGGGGAACUGUGGGAUCGUCCGAUCUCGCGUGCUCCUCGUGGCUUGGAGUCGGUGACGAUGGAAGCGGAGAAGAAGCAGAACAUCGUACAGGACCUGCAAGACUAUCUGCACCCUUCUGCCAAGAUUUGGUAUGCCAAUCGCGGAAUCCCGUGGCGUCGAGGUUACCUUCUGUACGGCCCUCCGGGUACUGGAAAGACUAGCUUCACCGUCGCAAUCGCGGGCCACUUCAGUCUGGACGUGUUCAUCGUCUCCAUGACGAUGUUAGAUCUCACGGACGACAGACUUGAGCAGCUGUUUGAUCUGCUCCCAACUCGAUGCGUAGUCCUGCUCGAGGACAUUGACUCCGCAGGAAUCCAACGCGAAAGCAUGAAGCCAUCCACAUCGGGACAAUCGGGAAAGAAGAGCAAGUCGCCCAAGAGAACACGUGUCUCACUCGCUGGUCUUCUCAACGUCAUCGAUGGCCCAUGCAGUGCUGAAGGACGUGUGCUCUUUCUCACCUCGAACUCCCCUGACUCCCUGGACCCGGCCCUCGUCCGCAGCGGGCGGAUCGACCGCAAGAUCCUCUUCGGUCACGCCUCCAGCGAAGUCACGGAGAAGAUGUUCCUGCACAUUUUUUCUUCAGCCCCGGGCGAGAAGCCUUCUCACAUCGCGGAACAAUAUGACCUUCCUGCACUUGCCAAGGAAUUCGCUGCCAAGAUGCCGGAGGACAAACUCACACCCGCCGAAAUCCAGAACUUCCUCCUCGAGAACCGCGACGAUGUUCUGGGUGCUGUUGAGAAAGUAGGCAAAUGGGCCGAGGAACUGGUCCAUACGAAAGCGCGUGGAAAGAACGUGGCUGCGUUCAGCGGCCAAGUCGGCGCAGGCGCGGAAAAAGCAGGUGAGUCUCGUCCCCGUCAAUCUCUCAUCAGAGAACAUUUGGAAGAAUUUAUUGCUCACUAACGACUCUGACAGCCACCACAGACGACGGCGUCCUCGUAAAUGGAAACGACCAUGCCGAAGACGUAGCUUCUGGAUCCGACGACGAAACGGAAGAGGAGACUCAGAGGAGGAGGGAACUGGAGUGGGAAUCGUACUCUCGCCCAGUUGAUAGCUACAGACCAAGACCAAGAGGUCAGUAUGGUGGUCGUCGUGGAGUAGUGUUCUCCUCUGCUCGACCUCCAGUUGGUCAACGUAACGAAGGCCGGGCAGCGCUCGAUUCGCGCGGCACGUACCCGCGAUAGAGUAGUGGAGUUCGCUCGCUGACACGCCUGUGUCGAUGCAGGUGGCUAUCGCGGGUCCCUGCCGUCGGAAUUACAGGACCUGGUCCUCGCGUCCGCCCGAGAGACCCUGCAGGCAUUGCAACGGAUUGGUUUGUACGAUGAACAACAACAUGGUGUGAACCGCUGGUCACCGAAAUGGGAAUUAUCAGUGAAAGAGGCGGGAAGGAAUCGCCUGUCUGGCCAGCUUGUAGGAAUACAAUAG